Desarmillaria tabescens is the source of this 1401-nucleotide messenger RNA. RefSeq lists its product as uncharacterized. The record is from RefSeq and is a predicted model, not a curated record. NCBI's taxonomy places the organism in Eukaryota, Fungi, Basidiomycota, Agaricomycetes, Agaricales, Physalacriaceae. The transcript has 7 exons. Bases 245 to 1150 code for a protein of 301 amino acids.
UUAUCUUUAUGGACCAUCAAAGCCGCUAUCCCGUGGGAAUUAUGGGCCAACUGUUGCUAAGCGAGGGGACGGCGGUUGCCGAGUAAUCACCGUUUCUCUCUUUCUCUCCUCAUCGCCUUCGCCCAGCGGGCACUUCCUAUCUUUUUAUAUUCUUUAGGACGCUCGUCGUUCUCUUCACCGUCGAGAAACCGCUGGAACCGGGCUCUACGUUUUUUUUCAAAAGCCCUCUUCGUCACUCCUCGUCAUGCUGCCUUUCCUUAUCUUGCUCUUUCUUUCGCCUCUCCUUGCCUUGGUCUCUGUCAAUGCAGUACCCGUAGCCCGUCAGUUAAAUGGAAAUGGUACUACCACGGUUCAGGUGGUUAAUGAAUAUCAGACUACUGCGGGCCUAAUGACGCAGACAUGCACAAUUACCCUCACCCCGACCACUGACGCCAAUGGCCAGGAUGCAUUCUUGGAGGUCGAGAGCUGCACAGAGUCCAUCAAUUCCCAGAAUAACGGCUCUUCUGGGAGUAGUGGUGCAUCAUCUGUCGCAUCUGCCACUGAUACUUCGACCACUGUGAACACUGCAGCUACGGCAUCAUCAACAGAUACUUCUUCGACACUGACUGUAACUGACGCAGCGUCCACAACGCAGUCGGCAGUUGGGGGUGGGGCUCUGUCGGUCAAUGGCUUUUCUUCGGCUACUCUCGACACAAGCGCCACUACCAGUUCAGACACCGCCACAGCUACAGCCGCAAGUAGUUCAGCAACCUCUUCAGCCUCAGCCUCAGCAUCGGCUGGUGGCGCAAUCUCUGUCAAUGGAUUCACUUCUGUGUCGGUGGAUUCGUCGAGUGCUACAUCUACCGCGGCCUCUGCCGGUACGAGUUUAGCGGCAGCUUCAGCAACAAUAGCAUCGGAUACUGCAUCCUCUGCAUCUGCUGCAGCUGCAGAAUCGUCAGAAACACAGACAACCGCUUUUACUCUCCCGGGAAAGGACUUGUCUGUUCUUCCCAUCGGUCUUGGUGUAUUUGCGGGUAUUUCAGUCAUUGCGCUCAUAGUGGUUGGUUUGGUCACAUAUGAGCGGACCAAGUAUCGCAAGGCGUUUAGGCAAAGAAAACUGGCUGAGUCUGGUGCUAACAUGGGAUACGGUGGCAUGGCCCAACGUUCCUAGAGGACAUAUUCCAAUUGCUUCAUCAUUGUGUUUUUAAUAUGAAUUUUCAUGCUUCAAUCCAUAUCUGGGUCAACUUGUUCUUUUCUUCUUCCUUUGUGCGAUUCUGGUCCAUCGCAACAGCCUGCUCGGGAUUGCUCUUUUACACUUCAUAUGAGUAGAGUACACCGUUUUGUACUUACUAGGUGUACAAAUUCGCCUUCGCGAUUAAUCAUCUAAGCCAAAUAGGGCUAUAUGCCUCCAGAAACUUGACA